AUGCGUUAUAUCAAGGCGGCUUCACUAACGCCGUUGCUGGCCGCCUUUUUCACCACCCUCUCCUCGACGCUAGCGCUCCCCUCUUCGAUCUUGGAACACCAGCUCGAGACCAACGUGCUUCAGGUCCGAGCCGACAGCAACAGCUCAGCUUCGUAUAUCUCACCUUCUUUUGACGUGACCAAGUGUCCUGGCUACCAGCUCGUUGGUGAGCCCGUCACUUCCGAGCAUGGCUUCACUGCCAACCUCUCGCUAGCUGGCCAAGCAUGCAACGCCUACGGUGUCGACAUUUCCAAUUUGACACUCUCGGUCGUCUACGAAAAGAAGCACCAGCUCCACGUGCACAUCUACGACACCGCAAAGCAGCAGUAUCAGCUACCCAAUGGUCUCAUCUACGAGCGACCCUCUGACGACCCUGCUGAAAUCGAAGAUGGCUCUACGGCAGAAGAAAGCGAUCUUGUUUUCCACCACACUGCCGAAAACGGCACCCAGUCCAACGACAGCGGUGCAUGGGCUUUUUGGAUCGAACGCAAGUCGUCGGGCGAUGUCAUCUUUGACACUCGUGCCAGUAACAUCCCCACGUACAGCGAUGGCAUCAACAACGUCUCGAGCGAUACCAAGCGCAACUCAACAGCCAUGCCCAAGCACGAGAUGAUCUUCGAGAACCAGUACUUGCAGCUCUCGUCUGCCUUGCCCGAAGGCGCCAACAUCUACGGUCUGGGCGAGUAUGUCACGGGUAGCUUCAGGAGAAACCCAGAUGAGACGUUGCAGCCUUUCUUCACGCUGGAUGCUGGCACGCCCGUGGACAGCAACAUGUACGGCUACCACCCUGUCUACCUCGAGGCGAGGCGUGGUCAAGAUGGAAAGUUGAGGUCGCAUACCGUGUCGAUCCAAAACACGGCGGGGAUGGAUGUCUUGCUUCGAAGAGGCCUCAUCCAGUACCGAGCGAUUGGAGGAACACUGGAUCUACGCUUCACCUCUGGUUCGACCGUUGAUGGAAUCAAUACUCCCAACACUGCCAUUCAGCAGUACGUCAACGUUGUCGGCAACCCCGUCAUCCACCCUUACUGGUCGUACGGCUUCCACCUCUGCCGAUGGGGUUACAACAACGUUUCGGAAACCCAAGCGGUCGUCGACGCCAUGCGCGAACACAACAUUCCUCUCGAAGUGCAGUGGAAUGACAUCGACUACCUGCAAGAAUUCCGUGACUUCACCACCGAUCCUCAACGCUUCCCUCGGAAGGAGUUUGCAGCUAUGAUCCAGAAACUCAAGGACAACCACCAGCACUACAUUCCCAUCAUCGAUAUGGCGAUCCCCAAAGCACCGACCAACGCAAGCGACACAUACUACCCCGGUACGCGAGGCGAUGAGUUGGACGUCUUCUUGAAGAACAAGAACGGGACUCAGUAUGUGGGCGAGGUCUGGCCUGGCUACACGACUUUUGUCGAUCAACAAGCCAAAAAUGCGGGUCAGUGGUGGACCGAGGCGAUCCGCAACUUCAGCGAGAUUGUCGACUUUUCCGGAAUCUGGUUGGACAUGAACGAGCCCUCUAGUUUCGUCGUUGGCAACGCUGCUGGGCCCGAGACGAACUUGUCGGACACGCCGGCAUACACGGCUGCUACCAGUGUCGCCGGCUGGCCGCAGGGCUACAACAACCUCACGUGGGGUACCUCCGGAAAUAUCACCAUCAACGGCACUUACACGUUCCGACAGGGACCGGUUCAGAACAACGACAAUGCCCAGCAACGACGUUCGCUACUCACCGCCACGUCGGGUCGUGAGCAGGAAGAUGUGUUGAUCAAACGACAGAGUGGCGAGAGCGACAACAAAUUUGGACCCAACGAGCCCAACUACAGGUAUGCCAACACUAGCCAGCGAUACCUCUCGAAUCCACCCUACGCGAUCCACAACGGCAUCCACAUCAGCGAAACCCCGCUUAAUAUCAACCUGGACAAAAAGACGGUCGCCAUGGAAGCUGUCGGUGUCGAUGGGCAACGCGCCUUUUACGACGUGCACAACCUGGACGGAACACUGGAAGAACAGCAUUUCUACAAAGCCCUUCGAACGAUUCGGCCCAAUGAGCGACCCUUCCUCAUCUCGCGUUCGACCUACCCUGGAGCGGGCAAGUUCAGCGGCCACUGGCUAGGCGACAACUAUGCCCUCUGGACUAUCUUGCCGGGCCAAGAAGCGUACAAGGCAGGAGCGGGUAUGGCGCAAUCAAUCGACGGUGUGCUGCAAUUCCAGAUCUUCGGCAUCCACAUGAUCGGCGCCGACAUCUGUGGCUUCAAUCGCAACACAGACGAAGAGCUGUGCAACCGAUGGAUGAUGCUGGGUGCCUUCCUUCCAUUUAUGCGCAACCACAACACGAUCGGUGCUAUUGGGCAGGAGCCAUUCCGCUGGAACUCGGUUGCCAACGCAUCGCGCAUCGCCAUUGGUAAGCGGUACGAGAUCCUGCCGAGUCUGUACUCGCACCUGGCUCGAUCGAGUGUCAGUGGUGCACCGGCGGUCAAGGCGUUGUGGUACGAAUUCCCAGACGUGUUUGAACAGACUAAAGACUAUGCGCACCAGUUCUUGUUCGGUGAUGAUCUCUUGGUCAGCCCGGUCCUCGAGCCCAACGUUACGAGUCUCAAAGCGCUAUUCCCAGAUGCGGGGGGUAAGUGGCGCAACAUCUUCACAUACGACGCGUUGGACGUCGAGUACAACAAGAACGUCUCGGUGGAAGCACCCCUCUCCACGAUCAACGUUCACCUUCGACCCGGUCGUGCUCUGCUCACCCACUCGAAACCGGCCUACACCGUCUACGAGACCACUCAAUCGCCUUAUGGACUGAUUGUCAACCUGGACAACCAAGGCCAGGCCAAACAAUACUUCUACCUUGACGACGGUGCGACUCCUGCUCCCGCUCCUAACUCCACCUUGACCGUCUCGGCAACAAAUGGUUCUUCCGUCAGCGGUCAGUUGGAAGGCGAGUUCAACCCCAGUCAGAGUUUGGCCUAUGUCAUCGUGUUAGACGUCAAACAGAAACCUAGCCAGGUCAAGAUCGGCGGGAACGAGGCAAGUUCCAGCUGGGAUCAAACAAGGUCCUUGCUCAACGUGACGGGCUUGAGCGUCGAUCUGAGCAGCAACUGGACCAUCUCCUGGUCGUAA
Messenger RNA from Sporisorium graminicola, 3144 nucleotides. RefSeq lists its product as uncharacterized. The coding region runs from base 1 to 3144 and encodes 1047 amino acids. The record is from RefSeq and is a predicted model, not a curated record. Gene Ontology annotation, molecular function: carbohydrate binding; hydrolase activity, hydrolyzing O-glycosyl compounds. Lineage: Eukaryota; Fungi; Basidiomycota; Ustilaginomycetes; Ustilaginales; Ustilaginaceae. Gene Ontology annotation, biological process: carbohydrate metabolic process. The transcript has a single exon.